CCGAAAUGCAUUGACGCUACCUAUCUCUGGCGCCAUUAGAAAACACUGGGGAAUCCCUGAAUGAAACUCGGUUUCACCUUGUUUGGAAAAUCCACUUUUGUACAUUGGCCCCAAGGGUCAACACAGGUACGAAAUCAACGAUGGGAAUAAAGGUCCAGCGUCCACGCUGCUUCCUCGACAUAGCCAUCAGUAAUGUGCUUGUUGGAAGAGUUGUGGUGGAAUUGUUUUCUGACGUCUGUCCCAAAACAUGUGAGAACUUCCGAUGCCUCUGCACAGGGGAGAAGGGGAUUGGGAAAGGAACUCAGAAACCACUGCAUUACAAAGGAUGCCUAUUCCACCGAAUUGUAAAGGACUUUAUGAUUCAAGGAGGAGACUUUAGCGAAGGCAAUGGAAAAGGGGGUGAAUCCAUCUAUGGAGGAUUCUUCGAAGAUGAAAGCUUCUCCAUCAAACACAACAAGGAGUAUCUCCUGUCGAUGGCUAACAGAGGCAAGGAUACCAACGGGUCACAGUUUUUCAUAACCACAAAGCCCACACCUCAUCUUGAUGGUGUCCAUGUGGUCUUUGGCCAAGUGAUCUCCGGUCAAGAAGUCGUCAAGACUAUGGAGAGUCAGAAAGCCGAUCCAGGCAGCAAACCCUAUUCUGAAGUCAAAGUUCUAAACUGCGGAGAGCUCAUUCCUAAAUCUCGAGCUAAGAGAGAGGAGAAGAGACGUCAGAAGGCGUCUGCGUCUAGUGACAGCGACACCUCCUCGGACUCCGACACCUCCUCGGACUCCUCCUCGGACUCCUCCGACUCCGAAAAAGAGUCCAAGAAACGCAAGAAGAAGCUCAAGAAGGAGUCCAAGAAGAAGGAGAAGAAACAGAAGAAGAAGAAAGAAAAGAAAGGGUCGGAGGCGGGCAGCGCCGAGGAGAACGACGAGGAGCAGGUGACGUCCACGGUGCGGCCCGAGGAGAUCCCGCCCAUCCCUGAGAACCGCUUCCUCAUGAGGAGGAGCCCGCAGCAGCAGCAGCAGGAGGAGGCAGGGAGGGACAGGAGGAGGAAGGAGGACAAGCCCAGAGACAGCAUGUUGAAUUCUCAAUCAACAUACAACAGGAGGCUUGUGAUGACCAGAUCAGGCAGGAAGAUUAAAGGCAGAGGCCCAAGACGGUAUCGCACCCCGUCCCGCUCCAGAUCCCGAUCGAGGGAUCGUUUCCGUCGAAGCGAGACCCCCCCGCACUGGCGCCAGGAGAUGCAGCGGCAGAGGGUGCGAGCGUCCAGCGGGGAGCGCUGGAUCAAGGGGGACAAGGGUGACAUGAACGAGGGCAGGGGUGAAACGGCUAAAGCUGCCAGAGGAGGAGAGAGGAGGCCUUCUGACAACCCCUCUGACGGCCCCAACAAAACCAGAGAGAGAGACAAGAAGGCCCGCGCCCACAGGUCCAGGAGCAGAGACAAGGACGAGAAGCAGAACAAGCCCAAGGAGAAGAGAAAGGCCACGUCCAGGAGCCGCAGCAAGAGCAAGGAGACGAGCGCCAGGUCCAAAAGCAGAGAGGGGGGUCCUAAACAGAGCAAAGGAGAUGAGAGGAGCAGCCACUCAAGGAGCAAGGACCGCUCUGGGGAAGACAAAGAGGAGGUGACCGAGUCAGCGCCUCAGGAAACGAAUAGUAGCAAAGAUAGAAGUGAAGACGGAAGUAAAGAGAGAUGGAAGCAGGCUGAACCUGACGAGCAGAAAGACGACAGUAAGGGGAAGAACGGAGAGGGGAUCAGGGCCAAGUCGCCACGCAAGGAGAGGAACUCUGCCAAGGACAGACACCGAUCCAACAGCAGGAGCAGGGAGAGGGGGAGGCGGGGCGCUUCGCGAGACAAGGACCAAGGCAGGGGGAAGGGCAGGGAGCGCAGCAGGAGCGCAGACAAGAACAAGACCAGGGAGCGCAGCAGGAGCGCAGACAAGAACAAGACCAGGGAGCGCAGCAGGAGCGCAGACAAGAACAAGACCAGGGAGCGCAGCAGGAGCGCAGACAAGAACAAGACCAGGGAGCGCAGCAGGAGCGCAGACAAGAACAAGACCAGGGAGCGCAGCAGGAGCGCAGACAAGAACAAGACCAGGGAGCGCAGCAGGAGCGCAGACAAGAACAAGACCAGGGAGCGCAGCAGGAGCGCAGACAGGAACAAGGGCAGGGAGCGCAGCAGGAGCAAGACCAGGGAGCGCAGCAGGAGCAAGACCAGGGAGCGCAGCAGGAGCGCAGACAGGAACAAGGGCAGGGAGCGCAGCAGGAGCGCAGACAGGAACAAGGGCAGGGAGCGCAGCAGGAGCGCAGACAGGAACAAGACCAGGGAGCGCAGCAGGAGCGCAGACAGGAACAAGACCAGGGAGCGCAGCAGGAGCGCAGACAGGAACAAGGGCAGGGAGCGCAGCAGGAGCGCAGACAGGAACAAGGGCAGGGAGCGCAGCAGGAGCGCAGACAGGAACAAGGGUAGGGAGCGCAGCAGGAGCGCAGACAGGAACAAGGGCAGGGAGCGCAGCAGGAGCGCAGACAGGAACAAGACCAGGGAGCGCAGCAGGAGCGCAGACAGGAACAAGGGCAGAACCUCUCACAGAGGCAGGCGCUCCCGAAGCAGGAGCGGACACGGCGAGCGUAGCAGAGACAGGUCAGCUCACAGGAGGACCAGGGAUGACGGGGGCACCAGGCGGAGGUCUCGGAGCCGACACGGAGACAGCCCCGCCUCCAGGAGGAGCCCCGCCUCCAGGAGGAGCCCCGCCUCCAGGAGGAGCCCCGCCUCCAGGAGGAGCCCCGCCUCCAGGAGGAGCCCCGCCUCCAGGAGAAGCCCCGCCUCCAGGAGGAGCCCCGCCUCCAGGAGGAGGGGGGACAGUCCGCAGAAAGAGACGGGGAAAAGCAAGGACAGAGAUCACGGCAAGAAGUACAGCUCCAGCUCCAGUUCUGAUGACAGUGACUAGGUAGAAAAGUUCACUUAACAGUCCUAAAAAAAUACAAAAAUGAUCAUCCUGUUGCCCUAACCUGUAGAGAAAUGUCAUGUUAUAUUUGUUGGCUUUUCAACGACUGCUAUUUCGGAGGUGUUUAGUGUUUUGCAGAGGAUGUGACAGACAUCUGUUUUGGUCGUGUCCCUCGUUUUAUUUUCUGAAAUUGUUAAUGGUUUCUUUUUACAAAUGUUCCCAGUGUGAUCAGUGAAGAGGAUGUGAUGUGUCUCAGCAAGCUGCUGUGGGAAUGUCUCACAGUAAACACGCACACCAGCUUAGAUUUGGCUCCAUUUUGACAGCUCAAAGGGAAAGAACGUGCAUUUUAGUGUAACAAUUUGAAGAGUCGACAUCCUCGUUUUUGUUUCAGCAUCCCAUAAUAUUACGGUGAGAUUACACGCACACAUUACCACACAGCCGAAGGAUUGUUUUUAACAUGCUAAUGUUUUUCCUUUUUUGUUUUAAACGGUCAGCAUUGAAAUGGAACAUUUCAAAUUGGUUUGUAAUUAGUUUAUUUUGUCUUCAUUUAUUUGAAGGUGAUAUUUCAGAUAUGAGUUGUGGUUAAUUGGUUGCAACUAGCAUACUGGAACAAGAUUUCUGUAACCAAAUUGAUGUGAAUCCUUACUUUUUUGUACAUUGAUCGUAUCCAUUCUACAUUUUUUUUCUUUAAUUGAACUGUAAAAUACGUGGUUGAAAAUGUUUAUCAUGUUAUUACAUCCCGGGCAUGACUUUUCUUUUAUCUAGAACUAAAAAAUAAUUAAAUAUCUUCUGACAUGUCUUUUGAAUAAAGUCAAAUGGUUUUCA
Messenger RNA from Osmerus eperlanus (European smelt), 3752 nucleotides. It is a transcript of the gene ppig, whose product is annotated as peptidylprolyl isomerase G (cyclophilin G). The coding region runs from base 141 to 2930 and encodes 929 amino acids. Gene Ontology annotation, molecular function: peptidyl-prolyl cis-trans isomerase activity. The transcript has 13 exons. The record is from RefSeq and is a predicted model, not a curated record. Gene Ontology annotation, biological process: protein folding; protein peptidyl-prolyl isomerization. NCBI's taxonomy places the organism in Eukaryota, Metazoa, Chordata, Actinopteri, Osmeriformes, Osmeridae.